Molecule: messenger RNA, 2082 nt
Organism: Camelina sativa (false flax)
Lineage: Eukaryota; Viridiplantae; Streptophyta; Magnoliopsida; Brassicales; Brassicaceae
Source: RefSeq, a predicted model, not a curated record
AUGGCUGUGAAGGACAGGUUCCCUAUACCGUUGAUUGAGGAUUUAAUGGAUGAACUGGAAGGGUCUAAGGUGUUCUCUAAAAUCGAUUUAAGGGCCGGCUACCACCAAGUCAGGAUGUCACCUCCAGAUGUUCAUAAGACUGCUUUUAAAACACAUAGCGGACACUAUGAAUAUUUGGUUAUGCCCUUCGGUCUCACAAAUGCACCGGCAACCUUCCAAAGCCUGAUGAAUGCAGUUUUCAAGCCUUUUCUCCGGAGGUUUGUUCUUGUGUUUUUCGAUGAUAUCCUUAUCUAUAGUCCAUCUUUGGAGGAACAUGUGCAUCACUUGCAGAGUGUCUUUGAAGUUAUGCCUGCUCAUAAACUGUUUGCGAAGAUGAGUAAGUGUGCGUUUGCGGUUACUAGAGUGGAGUAUCUACGCCAUUUCAUCAGCCAUGAGGGUAUUGCUACUGAUCCUGCAAAGAUUCACGCAGUGCAGGAUUGGCCGGUUCCUACUACCCUGAAACAGUUGAGAGGUUUUUUGGGUUUAGACGGAUACUAUAGAAGGUUUAUCAAAGGGUUUGGUGUGAUCGCAGCACUAUUGCAUGCUUUGACUAAAAAGGAUGCGUUUGAGUGGUCAGAGAGAGCACAAUGUGCUUUUCAGGAACUGAAGGAUGCUCUCUGUAAUGCCCCUGUACUAGCUUUGCCCUUGUUUGAAAAACCUUUUGUGGUGGAGACAGACGCGUGUGGUCAGGGAAUUGGUGCGGCUGCGUAUGCUGCAGAUAGCGUGGUUCAGGACAUUAUUGCUUGUUUGAAACAGAACCCUGAAGCAAAGAAGAAUUACUCCUGGAGCCAAGACAUUCUCAGGCGCAAGAAUAAGAUUGUCAUACCCGCUGAUGUUGCUAUUAAGAACUCGAUAUUGGAAUGGCUACACUGCUCUGGUGUGGGAGGUCACUCGGGUCGUGAAGUUACUUAUCAGAGGGUGAGAGGUUUAUUUUACUGGAGGGGAAUGGUGAAGGACAUUCAAGUGUUUAUUCGGGGUUGUAGUGUCUGCCAACAAUGCAAAAGCGAUAAUGCAGCUUCUCCUGGUCUAUUACAGCAACUACCAAUUCCAGAGACAGUGUGGAGCGAUGUCUUUAUGGAUUUCAUUGAUGGCUUGCCUGACUCUGCCGGAAAGACAGUUAUCAUGGUGGUUGUGGAUCGACUCAGUAAGGCAGCACAUUUUAUUGCUUUGUCGCAUCCUUACAGUGCUCUUUCUGUUGCUCAGGCUUACUUGGACAAUGUUUUUAAACUUCAUGGUUGUCCGACUUCGAUCGGGGUUUCUCUUAAGAUGUCCAGUGUGUACCAUCCUCAAAGCGAUGGUCAGACAGAGGUAGUCAACAGAUGUCUUGAAACGUACUUGCGCUGUAUGUGCCACGCUCACCCUCACAUGUGGUGCAAGUGGAUCGCUUUGGCAGAAUAUUGGUACACCACCAAUUACCAUACGUCCACCAACAUGACUCCGUUCGAGGCAGUUUACGGUCAAGCUCCUCCAGUUCAUCUUCCAUAUUUACCAGGAGAGAGCAAGGUGGCUGUGGUGGCUCGCUCGUUACAGGAACGGGAGAAUAUGUUGAAGUUCCUUAAGUUCCACCUGCUUCGAGCACAGCACAGGAUGAAACAAGUUGCGGAUCAACAUCGCACGGAGCGUGACUUUGAGAUUGGUGGAUAUGUGUAUGUCAAGCUUCAGCCAUACCGUCAACACUCUGUGGUUUCAAGGGCAAAUCAAAAGUUAUCACCCAAGUACUUCGGUCCUUACAAGAUCAUUGACAAAUGUGGGAAGGUUGCGUAUAAGUUGGCUCUCCCAUCGCCGUCCCAGAUACAUCCGGUAUUCCAUGUCUCUCAACUGAAGGUUCUCGUUGGUAAUGUGUCCACCACUACUCAACUACCGACUGUGAUGCCUGAGGUAUUUGUCAAAGAACCUGAUUUGAUUAUGGAAAGGAAGAUAGUGAAUCGACAAGGACGAGCAGCUACCAAGGUUUUGGUUAAGUGGGUUGGUGAACCAUUGGAAGAAGCAACCUGGGAGUUCCUUUUCGAUCUCAAGAAGAAAUUUCCUGCGUUUGAGGUUUAG